AUGUCCUGUCGUGUUCGCGCCGUAGCAAGAGCAGCUUCUAAGUUCACUUCCCCGCCCGUUCCGAAACAGAGCGGUUCGACAGCCACAGCGCUCGUUGUCGUGGGCAUUGCUGUCAGUGGCGCACUACUCUACCCACGGGUGACGAACCAAUCUGCGAAAGACACCGAAGAGUACCAAUCUGAGGCGACUUUCGACUACAAAGAUCGCACAGAUUCAUACCUCGUGAUGGCGCCAAACACGCCUGUGGGGCGACCCGGGACGCUCACGCCCGAGCAGGAGGGGAAGCUGCGCGAACUCUGGGCUGCGACCAUGAAGGUGUUUGGAGCUCUUGACGAGGAAGCCAACGGCGCGGAAGUGGCUCCAGCUGCAGUCAACGACGCAACAGAAAAGGACGGCAAAAAAGACAAGAAGAAGAGCAGGCUCAAUGUUUUCAGGCGGAACAAGGGCGACAAGGCGGACUCGGAGACUACGUCUGGCGCUUCAACACCCGGCACGUCAACCCCAGACAUCAGCAAGAUCUCGCUGGAAGACGACAAGCACGGGCAGAACAAGGACUUCCGCGACGCGAUCGCGAACACGGCACCAGAGGACCUGCGCAAGGCAUUUUGGGGCAUGGUCAAGCUGGACCACCCCGAUGCACUGCUGCUCCGGUUCCUGCGCGCGCGUAAAUGGGACGUGGACAAGGCGCUCAUCAUGAUGAUCUCGACGAUGCACUGGCGGCUCGAACAGAUGCAUGUCGACGACGACAUUAUGAAGAACGGCGAGGAGGCCGCGCUGAAGGAGAGCAAGAGCGACGACCCGAAGGUGAAGAAGGAGGGAGAGGAUUUCCUCGCGCAGCUUCGUAUGGGCAAGAGUUACCUCCAUGGCUUGGAUGCAGAGGGCAGACCAAUGUGCAUUGUACGUGCGAGAUUACACCGCGCGGGCGAGCAGUCGGAGGCCAGUCUCGAGCGGUACACCGUCUACACCAUCGAGACAGCGCGCCUGCUCCUCCGUGCCCCGAUUGACACCGCUACAAUCGUCUUUGAUAUGACCGACUUCUCCAUGGCAAAUAUGGACUAUGCCCCCGUAAAAUUCAUGAUCAAAUGCUUCGAGGCAAACUACCCGGAAUCCCUUGGUACCGUCCUCGUCUACAAAGCCCCCUGGAUCUUCAAUGCCGUGUGGAACGUCAUCAAGGGCUGGCUCGACCCUGUGGUCGCAGGCAAAGUGCACUUCGCCAAGAACGUUACCGAGCUCGAGAAGUUUGUGCCAAAAAGCCAGAUCCCGAAGGAGUUGGAGGGAGACGAUCCCUACACGUACGCCUACACCGAGCCGGUCGAGGGAGAGAACGCGAGAGAUGCGGCGCCCAUAGCCGCCCUCGAGAGCGAGAGACAGGAAUUGGUGAGCAAGUACGAAAAGACGAUCCUCGAGUGGGUGGCCGAUGGCGGAGCUAGCUCGUCGCUCGACGACCGGAGACGGAAGCGCGAUGCAGUCGCCGAGAGUCUGCGUGUGAACUACUGGAAGCUGGAUCCGCACGUGCGGGCAAAGUCGCUGUAUGACCGGAUAGGGUUGAUUGGGGAGGGCGGGAAGCUUAACUUUUACCCUGAGCGGGAGAAGGAGAAUGUCAAGCCCGCAGUGGAGACGAGUGCGGAUGAUCUUGAUUAG
Paraphaeosphaeria sporulosa is the source of this 1641-nucleotide messenger RNA. Its product is annotated as CRAL/TRIO domain-containing protein. NCBI's taxonomy places the organism in Eukaryota, Fungi, Ascomycota, Dothideomycetes, Pleosporales, Didymosphaeriaceae. The transcript has 3 exons. The coding region runs from base 1 to 1641 and encodes 546 amino acids. The record is from RefSeq and is a predicted model, not a curated record.